This is a messenger RNA of Macrosiphum euphorbiae (potato aphid), 327 nucleotides long. Lineage: Eukaryota; Metazoa; Arthropoda; Insecta; Hemiptera; Aphididae. The record is from the annotation of a GenBank genome assembly.
AUGAGUUAUUUGAUAAAGAAUGGAUUAAAUAUAAAUGGAAAAAUAUUCAUGUUUGAACUAUCCCAAGUGGUCUGUGAUGCACCUGCAAAGGCAUUUAUUCUUAACGUCAAAGUACAUAAUGCUUAUCACGGCUGUAGUUCUUGUAUAGAUGAAGGUUCAUUUAUUAACAAUCGAAUGAGUUUUAACAACUUGAAUUCUUCUUUAAGAACCGAUAAAUCUUUUCGUGACAAGUCUGACGAAGACUGUAAUGGGCAUGUAUUAAGUAUAACUGAAGUUAGUAUAAACAGCUUUUCCUUAUUAUGUGGUUAUCCUUGUAAAAGCAUUUAG